CAUAACAUUAAUGGUUGUAUAAUUGUUGUUUUGCUUCGUAUAUUUUUGCUUCUCGCCAUUAUAACAAAGAGGUAUGCAAAACAAAUUCUCCGACGAUCAUUGUCAAAUGGAAGCAGCAAUACAUACAUGGCCGUCCCUAAAGGUUAUUUUGAUGUUUAUGUUGGGGAACAAGAGAAGAAGAGAUUUGUGGUUCCAGUAUCAUUGUUAAGCCAACCUGCAUUUCAAGAAUUAUUAUAUCAAACAGAGGAAGAAUUUGGGUACAGCCAUCCAAUGGGUGGCCUCACCAUUCCAUGCAGCGAAGACAUAUUCACUGAUCUUGCUUCUCGUUUGGGGGCAUUAUGA
Molecule: messenger RNA, 342 nt
Organism: Cynara cardunculus var. scolymus (artichoke)
Lineage: Eukaryota; Viridiplantae; Streptophyta; Magnoliopsida; Asterales; Asteraceae
Product: auxin-responsive protein SAUR19-like
Exons: 1
Biological process (GO): response to auxin
Source: RefSeq, a predicted model, not a curated record